AUGAAGAUUUCGAUUUUUUCGACCUUGCUUCAGCUCUCGGCCGUGUUUGGACUGAGAGACUUUUCAGAAGAUCGACUCUGGGCGAAAUUGGAUCCUCAAUGGGUUGAGUCGAGGAUUUUGGUGACAGACGCAAAGCAAAAUUACUUACUCGGCUAUUUUACGGGCAAAUACGGCUCUACUUCGGAGAAAAAGCGAUCUUCCGGAUAUCUAGUGCCUAUCCCUGAUAUCGAGUCCUCCCGGCGAUACAAUUCAGUUUUGGGCCGGGGUUGCGCCAGUCCCGGUGCAUACAAAUUGACUAAGUGGCGACCGAAAGCCAACCGCCGAAGAGUCAGAAGAGGCCAGUGGAUUGCGCUGCUCUACCGUGGCGGAUGCACUUUUCAGGAAAAGAUUCGACUUGCAACAAAACUCGGAGCAGCGGGGGCGAUCAUCAUUGACUCAUCCUCUAACAGGUCGCCAACAUUGAUGAACACUCUUGGCACUUCCAUCGUCUCCACCAGCGUUUCCAAAAUCACCGAUUUUUUCUACAACAGGGACUCUUCCAGGCCCUACAGGUGCACAAUGUGCGACCGGUGCUACAAGUACAUAAGCCGCUUUGAAGAGCAUUUCGAAGAAACGCACAUGAUGCAGUACAUGCAAAUGCGACUCGCCAGAAAGCGCGAGGUCGAAAAUCAGCACCAAGAAAACAUAGUGAAUCUACUGACCCCUCCAACCACCCCAGAAGACCCAGAAAAUUCGAAACGCGAAAACACCGAAAAAAACAAAAACGAACACGGAGAGCUGAAAAUCGAUGAAACUGUAGAAAAAAUGAAUAUGAACAAAAACGACGAUCAUAAACCAGUUCGAAUUUCUGUCAUCAAAAGGCGUCAAAUAAAUUGA
Messenger RNA from Oikopleura dioica, 876 nucleotides. The record is from the annotation of a GenBank genome assembly. Lineage: Eukaryota; Metazoa; Chordata; Appendicularia; Copelata; Oikopleuridae.